AUGCCAGAUCCCACUAUAGAAAAACAAAUGACUGCUUAUAUCACUCUUCUCUCUGAACAAAAAAUCGAAGACUUAGAAGAAGCACUCAAUAAGUUCCAGCAAACCGAAAAAAUCGUGAAAAAUAUUUACUACUCAUUAGGAGAUGCACUAGAAGAAUAUAAUUCAGUCAAAAAAAUGUGGUGCUAUAAUUAUAUUACGACACUAAGGUCGUUAGCAAAAAGAAAAAUUGAUGAAGCCAUUUCAGAAAUUCUGAUGCACGCUGAUGAGCAUUUAUUAAAACCUCCAGAGCCUGUUUCGUCAACACUUACAGCAACUUCGAAACAUAUGAAAGGAGCACUAGAUCCAGUACAAGUAAAAGAAACUUAUAUAAAAUCACAAAGGGAAGAGAUUAGAGUAGGACUGUGGCUGAAUUAUCAAAAUACUGGGCAUAAGUUUAAACCGAUAGAUUUUGAUGAGCUUACUAUGUAUGCAGAUAUGCCUAGACAGUACGCUGAUGACCCAUGUGUGAUGAGAGCGAUGUGGACAAAUUCUAACUUAAUUUCAACUAUGAUUGAAACCCCAGAGCUUGUAGUUGGAGGUGUCUAUGAAGUGCAUAUAUACAGGUUCCCAGAAUUGCCUAAAAAUGUAAGAGAAUGGAGACUGAGACCUGUAAAAACUCUAGAAAAUAUGCUAGUUCAAAGACCAUACCCACCAAGCGACUUGAUUUCAGGGAUGUCACUCUCCAACAUUAACCCAUUAAAAAUGAUGUAUCAGCUUCCUAGUAAUGUCUACUUGCCAGAUCCUAAUGGCUACAAAGUCUGUUGGUGGGAUUCUACUACAUUAAGCUGGAGCAACAAUGAAAUAUCUGAUCUGAAUUUUGAUGCUGUCUCAAAAACCAUUGCAUUUAAAAUAAAAAAACUCGCACCUUUAGCCGUUGUGAUCCCUAGAAUCACUGAUUACCCUUAUUCCUAUUUCUAUUUAAGAGCAGUUUCUGAUGACCAAGUUUUGCUUGACAUCACUGGAAAAAGGAUGCCGUUUUCAUUUAUUAUUACGCCUGGAAACUUAGAGUUCGUAAACACUCAAAAUAUCAUUGAGCUUAGGUACUUAGAAGGGGUAAAAAUGCCGCCUGGAGCGUUAUUGUUUGAGCUUUCUACAUGUGGAGUUCAUUUAAUACCUGAACCCAGAGAUUGUGAAGCUUCAGGGAUAAAAAAUAAAAGCCUUGAUGCAGAAGAGCUGGCUAUUAUGGAUUUAUCGAUGAAUAUAGCUUAUAUCCCUUUAUAGAUUUCUUUAUCGAGCAAAAUGUACUGGAUUAUUGAACGACCAAGAGAGACUCUAUUAAAGGAACGGGCUGGAUAUCUAUAUCAGGAAGUGCUAAAAAGUGACAUGUCAAAAAAUGAUGACAAGUCUGAAAAAAGUUGACAAGUAAACGCGCCAAUUUUUAAAAUGGAUUUAUUAUUAAAAUAAUUUAAAACUUAAGAUACUCAAUUAUAUAGAAGAUAUAAUUACACAUUAUAUAUUGGCUUUAAAUAUUUGAUUUAUAUAUAUUUAAAUUUAAUAAUAGCUGUGAAAAUCAAAAACUUGCAACUCAAUGUGCAUUUUUUCCGGCUCGAUAGAAUUUCUUUAUUUUAUGCUAAUUUAUUUAUGAAGACUAGAGCUAUAAUUUGCAAAGUGCAUGGCUUGUGUAUCUCAAUAUAUAAGAAGUUCUUAUCGACUCAUAUGAGAAGUAAUUAGCAAAAAUCAAUAUGGCUUAUACGUGAAAAUCAAAAAUUUGCAACUCAAUGUGCAUUUUUCCGGCUCGAUAGACUUUCUUUAUUUUAUGCUAAUUUAUUUAUGAAGACUAGAGCUAUAAUUUGCAAAGUGCGUGGCUUGUGUAUCUCAAUAUAUGCAAAGUUCUUAUCGACUCAUAUGAGAAGUAUUUAGCAAAAAUCAAUAUGGCUCGUAAGUGAAAAUCAAAAAUUUGCAACUCAAUGUGCAUUUUUCCGGCUCGAUAGAAUUCUUUAUUUUAUGCUAAUUUUUAUUUAUGAAGUCUAGAUCUAUAAUUUGCAAAGUGCGUGGCUUGCGAUUCUCAAUAUACAAGAAGUUCUUAUCGACUCAUAUGAGAAGUACUUACUACUCCCCCCCCCUCCGUGAGCGAAACAAAACCAUUAGAAAAAUCGCCAUUUUUUGAUCAAAAACCCACCCUCCGUGAGUGAACAAAAAUUUUUUUAAUAGAAAAAAUUUUAAUGGAAAAAAAUUUUGAUAUAUAAGUGAUAAUUAGUAUAAUGAAAUCUAGAGCUAAUUCUGUUUAAUUUUAAACAAAUUGCGUUUUAAAAACAUAAAAUUUUGCAAAUUGAAUUAAUAUUUGCUUCCCAAUUUUUGCAAAUUAGGAUUUUUUUAAAUUUCGAAAAAAAUAUUUUUUAUAAAAUUUAUAUAUAUAUUUUUUUUAAAAAAAAAAAUUAACCCCCCUCCGUGAGCGAACAAAAUUUUUUUGUUCGCUCACGGAGGGGGGGGGGGAGUUAGCAAAAAAUUUAAUAUGGCUUAUAAGUGAAAAUCUAAAACUUGCAACUCAAUAUGUGCAUUUUUCCGGCUCGAUAGAAUUUUUUUAUUUUAUGCUAAUUUAUUUAUGAAGACUAGAUCUAUAAUUUGCAAAGUGCGUGGCUUGCGAUUCUCAAUAUAUAAGAAGUUCUAUCGACUCAUAUGAGAAGUACUUAGCAAAAAUCAAUAUGGCUUAUAAGUGAAAAUCAAAAAUCUGCAACUCGAUGUGCAUUUUUCCGGUUCGAUGGAAUAUCUUUAUUUUAUGCUAAUUUAUUUAUGAAGACAAGAGCUAUAAUUUGCAAAGUGCGUGGCUUGUGAUUAUCAAUAUAUAAGAAGUUCUUAUCGACUCAUAUGAGAAGUACUUACUCCCCCCCCCCCCCUCCGUGAGCGAACAAAACCAUUAGAAAAAUCGCCAUUUUUUGACCAAAAAACCCACCCUCCGUGAGUGAACAAAAAUUUUUUUAAUAGAAAAAAUUUUAAUGGAAAAAAAUUUUGAUAUAUAAGUGAUAAUUAGUAUAAUGAAAUCUAGAGCUAAUUCUGUUUAAUUUUAAACAAAUUGCGUUUUAAAACAUAAAUUUUGCAAAUUAAAUUAAUAUUUGCUUCCCAAUUUUUGCAAAUUAGGAUUUUUUUAAAUUUCGAAAAAAAUAUUUUUUAUAAAAUUUAUAUAUAAAUUGUUUUUAAAAAAAAAAAUUAACCCCCCUCCGUGAGCGAACAAAAUUUUUUUUGUUCGCUCACGGAGGGGGUGGGGGGAGUUAGCAAAAUUUAAAUAUGGCUUAUAAGUGAAAAUCAAAAACUUUCAACUCAAUGUGCAUUUUUCCGGCUCGAUAGAAUUUCUUUAUUUUAUGCUAAUUUAUUUAUGAAGACUAAAACUAUAAUUUGCGAAGUGCGUGUCUUGUGAUUUUAAAUAUAUGCAAAGUUCUUAUCGACUCAUAUGAGAAAUACUUACUUCCCUCCCCCCCCCCCCUCCGUGAGCGAACAAAAAAAUUUUGUUCGCUCACGGAGGGGGGUUAAUUUUUUUUUUUUAAAAAAAAUUUAUAUAUAAAUUUUAUAAAAAUAUUUUUUUCGAAAUUUAAAAAAAUCCUAAUUUGCAAAAAUUGGGAAGCAAAUAUUAAUUUAAUUGCAAAAUUUAUGUUUUAAAACGCAAUUUGUUUAAAAUUAAACAGAAUUAGCUCUAGAUUUCAUUAUACUAAUUAUCACUUAUAUAUCAAAAUUUUUUUCCAUUAAAAUUUUUUCUAUUAAAAAAUUUUUGUUCACUCACGGAGGGUGGGUUUUUGGUCAAAAAAUGGCGAUUUUUCUAAUGGUUUUGUUCGCUCACGGAGGGGGGGGGGGGGAGUUAGCAUAAUUAAAUAUUGAUUAAAAUUAAAAUAUCUUAAGUUUUAAAUUAUUUUAAUAAUAAAUCCAUUUUAAAAAUUGGCGCGUUUACUUGUCAACUUUUUUCAGACUUGUCACCAUUUUUUGGCAUGUCACUUUUUAGCACUUCCUGAUAUAGAUAUCAAGCCCGUUCCUUUAAUAGAGUCUCUCUUGGUCGUUCAAUAAUCCAGUACAUUUUGCUCGAUAAAGAAAUCUAUAAAGGGGUAUGGGCUAUAUAAGGACCUUUGCUUUUAGAAGCUCAAAGUGGAAUAAAGAUGCAAGUGAAGAAAUGGUGCUGGUAAGGGUGAGAGAAAACUUGGAAUAUGACAGUUUCUUUGCAGAAGAUGAAGAGCAUGAUUGGAGAACUGUGGCUUGGCAUGCUAAUAAGUGCCACUUUGUUAAUGCGAGAGAAAAUGCCAGUGAAAUGAAUUUGAAUAUCCCUCAAGGGCAUGAAACGCACUUUAUGCUGCAAAUUGCGAUGAAUGGGAAUUGCACAGAGCUAGCUGAAAAUAGGAUGAAUGAACUUAAAAGUGUUGAUUUAUCAGAUACUGUGAAAAAGACGUUAAGACUAUUGAAGAUCCUAAGCUUUACUUAACUCACCUUGGUGAGUUAUGUAUAAAAACUAUGCUUUAGAAUCCAAGCUGAUAUAAUUUAAUAGCUUUUAUUAAUGCAAUCAUUAGCUAAAAUAAAAAUGCUUGAUACAAGCAAACAUUUAUAUAAAAAAUUUUGGUUCGCUCAAGAAGGAUACUAAUUUUCAAAAGAAGGUUUUUGUUUUUAUAAGAGAGUAA
This is a messenger RNA of Blepharisma stoltei, 4631 nucleotides long. NCBI's taxonomy places the organism in Eukaryota, Ciliophora, Heterotrichea, Heterotrichida, Blepharismidae. The record is from the annotation of a GenBank genome assembly.